GAAUUUGAAUUCAGGAAAGGGCUAACAACUUGUUAAGAUAUUAGUCUCAUCUACCACAGCACAACAGAGGCAGUGAGCUUUUCUGCAACACUGCACUGCUGAUUUUUCGCUGUAAUAGUCUUUAUUUUGUUUGUGUUACAUAUUAGUGUGUAUUACCGCAACGUUUAAACAUCUGAUUAGUGAAGCUAAAGGCUGUUCCAGGAGAUAUCACUUCACUUGCCAUGAAAGCGGGCGUAGUCCACUGCCGUUGUUCAAAAUGUUACUCCAUCCCAGCACGGAAACGGGUUCGUAAGCGAACUCCAGCCCUAACCUUGCUGUCUCUACCUGAGGAGGUCCUCCUCUGUGUGCUCCAGUGCCUCUCUGCAGAGGACCUGCUGUCUGUCAGAGCCGUUCACUCCCAGCUGCGGGACAUUGUCGACAACCACUCCAGUGUAUGGGCCAGGGUCAGUUUCAGGGAUACUUGGCCAUCCCCCAAAACCUUGUGGCUUUUUGAAAGAGCUGCUGAGAAAGGGAAUUUUGAAGCUGCUGUGAAACUAGGGAUUGCUUAUUUGUACAAUGAAGGACCAUUGCUGAGCGAUGAAGGGCGAGCGGAUGUAUGCGGUCGUAAGGCAUCCCACUUUUUCAGCCUCGCGGAGAGCCUCCACUCUCCCUUGACAGAUCCUUUCAUCUGGGUGUUCAUCCGUCCACCGUGGUCGCCCACCGGCAGCUGUUGCAAAGCCGUGGUGUUUGACCGUCUUAAGGCUGAGUGUGACAGCAAUGUGGAGAAGAGAGGACCGCUGUUGCACUGUUUGGCCAGAGUUUUGCAGCUAUUUGAGGGGGAUGAAAGACGCUCAGAUGCCAUAUCUAUGCUCAAAGAGUCUUCACAGGCCGGCUGUCUGCAGAGCUCAUACAUGUUGUGGGAGCACAACCGGAAAGCAGCUAUGGCAGAUCCAGGCAGGUACCUCCAGUGUGUGCGAACCCUCAGGGAUUAUGCUGGCAAAGGAUGCUGGGAGGCACAGGUCUCUUUGGCCAAAGUGUGCAGCAGUGGGAACCCGCUUGGUUUAGAAUCCAAAGCCUGCUCGGACUUAGUGGCUCAACUCUUCAGCUGUAACCCGGCAUCAGGACACUGCACACAAGGCAUCCUCAAACGUGGCAUCAAGGACACGAUGAGGUACAUCCUGGUGGACUGGCUCGUGGAGGUGACCACCAUGAAGGACUUCUCCAGCCUGACACUGCAUGUGACCGUAGGUUGUGUGGACCGCUACUUGGCUCUGCGCUCUGUCCCCAAGGCUCGUCUCCAGUUACUGGGAAUCGCCUGCAUGGUAGUUUGUACACGCUAUAUCAGUAAAGAAAUCCUGACCAUACGUGAAGCCGUCUGGCUCACAGACAACACGUACAAAUAUGAAGACCUGGUCCGAAUGAUGGGAGAGGUUGUCGCUGUGCUGGAGGGCAAGAUCAGGAGUCCCACUCUGCUGGACUAUGGGGAGGUGCUGCUGUCUCUGCUCCCUCUGGAGAGGCGGACCACUCACCUGUUCAGCUACAUCUGUGAGCUGUCACUUCUCUACUCGGCUCUCUCCUCGCCACCGCCUGCCAAGCUGGCCUGUGCUGCACUGCUCCUUACACGAGCUCUACAUCACUAUGCUCCGCUUUGGCCCAGCCAGUUAGUCGACUACACCGGCUUCUCCAAGCAGGACCUUGUCUCCCUGGCUGUGCUGCUCUUUGUCAAGUGUUUCAGUCAAGAUGUUCCUAAAGAUUACAGGCAUGUGUCUCUUACUGGAGUCAAACAGCGGUUUGAAGACGAGGCCUACCGGAGCAUCAGCAAAGAAAGGGUGAUGGACUAUAAAGAGUUGUGUCAGCUCUUGGAGAUUCCUGAGGUGGAGCCUCAGAUGGAGCCUCCCAGUCCCACUGGUCAGCCAGCAGACAUCCACACCUUCCUCGCCUCUCCAUCCAGCACCAGCAAGAGGAAACGCGAUGACGCCAUGCAAGCCCACAGAGCCUGUUUCAUGGCCACGCCCACUGCAGAGCUAUCCAACCAGGAGGAGACGCUACUGGGCGACAUCAUGGACUGGAGCCUGGACACUUCCUGCUCCGGUUACGAGGGGGACCAGGAGGAGGAGAGCGAGGGGGAGAAAGACAGUGAUGCGUCUAUGAUCUCCAUCAAACUGUCCCCACUGACGGAGGAUGAAAAAAUACUGGAGCACUGCAGAGCACUGUCCAGCGAUGAAGACAGCUUCUGUGAAGCGGAAAAGGAUGAAAGCAAAGACGGACAAGCUCCGAAUCCAAUGUCCUUCCCUGCAGAUCUCCACACUUCAGGAUACUCCUCCAUCCAGAGCGUAAGCCCCUCGUCCACAUGCUCCUCCUCCUCGCUCAUGCCUUGCACAUUCAAGACCUUAACCACGUCUUUGGGCGCAGCCUCUGCCAAUGCCACACCAGGCUUCCGACUUUUGGUGCCCAUGCAGAGGCCCCGCGGCACCUCGGGCAAACAAGUGAAGAGGAAGAACUCGGCAGCUCAUAGCGGAGGCGAAGUGGAAAGAGAAGGGGACGAGUAUUCUGCCAACGCAGGGUUUCUGAGCCUUUAGACGGAGCGUCUUCAGGCUGCUCACUGGCCACCUGCUCAGCUGUUGUCCUCCAGCACUUUGUUCUUGAUGCUGUUCCUCACUCACAUCAGUCUGCACUGAGCCCCUCAUCGCCAAAAGAUCAAGAGACUUUAAGCUUAAAAAAAUGAAAAGUUCCUCCCAUAAAUAUAGACUCACAGCUCUGAAACCACUGGAACAAGGCCGGACUUUCCUCAGGACCCUGGUACAAUCUCUGUUACUUCUGCCUUCUACAACAACCUAUCUCUGAUAGCAGUAGAUAGUUGUUAAAGAAACUACAACUCAUGGAUUUGUUUUGGAUAAAGUGUUCAUUGUUAAGAUCAUAUUUAAGCUAAAAACAACAACUGAAAAACAUAGCUGUCGUGUUAUUGCUUUGGUUAUCAACUUCUCUGUAAUGCACUGUCUGUACAAGAAGCUCUCUUGUAUUUGGUGAAUGUCAUCAACUAUUUGCUUCUGUCAACUAGUUGACAGAAUAUGAUCUAAAGCCUGGAAAGAUAUGAUUGUAUUCAGUUCUCGUUCAGUUUUGUUCAUAGUUCUACGUCUGUUUGCCAAAGGUACUGUGUAGGUGUUUGUGUCUUCAGGGGCAUCUGCUGAAAUAGAACCAGAGCUGUGAAAUGAGUCUCUUAAUCCUGUCUACAGUUUUAUACAUGCACAACAGUUGGAGUGUUGCUUUUUGAUCAAUUGUACUGAAAAGACCUCUCGCACACUAAACACUCCAGGAACAGUUGAAAGACUUUUAAAAGAGGUGGUAACGGUACUAAAUGAAGAAUGACUAGCUAGUCAAGUAUCAUAACAAACCUCAUCUUUUCAUCCAUAUGUUCGGUCCUGCACAGUCACUAAGUUGUGCUCUACUCGCUUUUCCUCAUAUCUGAUUUCGGUCUAGCACUUUUAUCAUCUGGAGGGCAAUUCAAUGACAUUUAACAGCUUCAUGCUUGAACAAUCAAUGUGAAAGUAUUUUUUGGAUUUGCUUUGUCUUCUUGGAUUGAAAGGGAAGAUCAGACACUAAAGGAAAAAAAUCCUGAAUGGGGUUUUGAGUUCAGGGCAUUGAGUAUACAAUACAUGAAAUGACUGUGACUGACUAAUCCCAUUUUAAAACCGUUACACCAGUCUGGUUAUCACCUGUGUGUUUUUACAUGUGUACAUAGUUGUAAUAUGUAUAAAUAGAGAGAGAACAACAUGCCACUACUACUUGAAAUAGGUUUUGCUUCAUGCCAAAAAGGCAGUUUUCUAUGUGAGAUGUCUGUUUUUUCUAAAGUACAGUGUUUUCUCUAUAGACCUGUUAUGUGAAUAUGUAAUUUUGUAUUAAAUAAAACAAGCCAUCAUGCUAGUUUA
Messenger RNA from Labrus bergylta (ballan wrasse), 3905 nucleotides. It is a transcript of the gene ccnf, whose product is annotated as cyclin F. Gene Ontology annotation, biological process: regulation of cyclin-dependent protein serine/threonine kinase activity; mitotic cell cycle phase transition. The record is from RefSeq and is a predicted model, not a curated record. Gene Ontology annotation, cellular component: cytoplasm; centrosome; cyclin-dependent protein kinase holoenzyme complex. Gene Ontology annotation, molecular function: protein binding; cyclin-dependent protein serine/threonine kinase regulator activity. Lineage: Eukaryota; Metazoa; Chordata; Actinopteri; Labriformes; Labridae.